UGUUCCUCUUCAAAUGAACUAAGGUAUGGGACGUGCGUGAGAUAGGUAUUCAUCCCAGGUCUAGACAUUCCAGAUGGCUUGGGAAAGGGAUUGUUCAAUUAAAUUUCUCAAUAUGUACAGUACCCCCCUUUCCUUUUUCCCAGCAGCAGCGAACCACUUCCCCCUUAUCGGAAUAUCCUCGUUUCCCCCACCACCCCGUCGAGCAAUACCCAUGCUGAAGAGGGCCUGCUUAGCUGUGGAAAUGUUACAAGCAAGUGGCGGUGGGUUGCUAUGGAAAGGCCUCAUUCGUUGGACACACGCGACGAACGCGAUGUCGCGGAAGUUGGGCGCCCUGCAAUUUCCGACGCCACUGCUACAACUGUUGUUUUUUGCUCUAUUUAACGGCUCAAUCGUGGGUGUGAGGGAAGGUAUAAUCUUUUUCUGCUGGUUCAGAAUUCCUUCCAUCUCUUCCCUAAACGCUGUUCAUGCCUACCACAAUACCAAGACGUCGCUCCGCAGGAUGUCUCGUAUGUCGCCUCAGGGGAAAGGGAUGCACACGUCCUCCCGGAAGCUUUGCCUGCACGGACUGCAGCCGUCUUCGGUUGCGAUGCCAUGAGCGAGUAGGGCCUGUCCCAGUUGGGCUAAGGCGUCACUAUGCUUGUGAGGCUGCUCACGAAGAGAUCCGCCAGGCUAUUGCAACGGCGACGUCUCGCACCGCUCACCAUCCACUGCCCAUGACUGAGAGCUUUUCGCGUUUACUGGAACAGGCCACAUUAAGCCGGUUCAAUACCCGAGCCGCCCAGGCACUCCGAUACCAGGAAGCCUCACCUCAAUGCCAGGCUGAACUAGGUAACGCGUCGACCCCCCCAACUCCCCCUGUCAGCAGCCCUGAAGCGAUGGAGUCCAACGUGUCCUCUCUGUUUCCGACGUACUCUUCAAAUUCCAUCCCGGAUUUUGAUCCGCUAUUUGAAUGUUUUAUGGAUAAUUCUGCAGCAUUGUUGGAUGACGCACCGGAUCGUAUUGUGUAUCAUGGGCCCUUGGGUCCGUCAAGGAUCGCCGGCCGAAGCGUCGACGGUUCGGAAGGAGAUGGCCAUCAAGCGAAUUCGUCGACACCUGUAUUUCUUGAUUCACACCCUCCGCCAUCACCCCAGCAGGACGUUCAUCUAAUCAUCGAGAGCCUGAGACCAUUCCUAUGGUACUGCGGAUACGAGCUUGUCCACAGGUGAAUGCGUUACAAUGUCGUUGGACGCCUAAGACGAUGUGGCGCAACUCGUUUGGCCGCUACACCAUUAGAGAAUCAUUCUGUCCUGACUUUCUCGUAAUGUUGUAUGGUAGUUGGCACGAACUGUUAUCUCAAUUUAUUCUUUCUG
Cantharellus anzutake is the source of this 1349-nucleotide messenger RNA. RefSeq lists its product as uncharacterized. The coding region runs from base 465 to 1205 and encodes 246 amino acids. The transcript is spliced from 4 exons. Lineage: Eukaryota; Fungi; Basidiomycota; Agaricomycetes; Cantharellales; Hydnaceae. The record is from RefSeq and is a predicted model, not a curated record.